AUGACACCAGAAGAAUCGAUUACCCUCAUCAAGGCCAACUUAGCUGAAGUCAUGAAUCCCGAGAUCAUCGACAAUGUAAUCCUCAAAGAGAAACGACCCCUCCGCGUCUACUGGGGAACCGCCCCGACAGGAAAACUACACUGCGGCUACUUCGUGCCAACGAUCAACAUCGCCGAACUUCUCCACGCAGGAUGCCACGUCAAGAUCCUUCUCGCCGAUAAGCACGCACACAUGGACAGCCUGGCGCCUCUCGAAGUGAUCGAACACCAAUGCGACUACUACAGGCUUCUGAUCAAUAGCUCCCUCAAGGCUAUUGGCGUCGAUGUCUCCAAGCUGGAGUUUGUAGUUGGAAGCUCAUUCCAGGACAGCAAAGAAUAUCAGCUCGACCGAUUUCGAUUUUCGAAUAAUGUUAACAAUCCGACUUUGGGUAGCUUGGAAUACCCCAUUUGGCAAAGCCUUGACGAGGAGGAUCUUGAUGUUGACGCAGAACUGGGCGGUGUGGACCAGCGCAAACUAUUCACAUUUUUCAUUGAUCAUAUGCCCAAAACCGGUUACAAGGUGCGAGCACAUUUGAUGAACCCCAUGGUUCCCGGUCUUGGAGAGGCGCAAAAGAUGAGUUCAAGCGAACCAAGCUCCAAGAUCAAUCUUCUCGAUACUCCAGAAGAAGUCGCCAAACAGCUGAGAAAGGCCGUAUGCGCCCCGAAACGGGUUGAAGGAAAUGGUAUCAUUGCGUUUAUAGAACAUGUCAUCUUCCGAGUUGAGUCACUGAACUGGUGGCACGCCAAGCUCAAGGAGGAUUACGAGAGCGAUACUCUGACACCGCAGAUGAUCAAACCUGCGCUGAUCAAAGCACUCAACGAUCUUCUGGACCCCAUUCGGAAAGAUUUUGACUCAGGUGAGGAUUGGAAACGUGUUGCUGAUCUGGCUUACCCAGCUGAGGUGAAGCCUGAGAAAACAAAGAAGGAGAAGGACGGAAACAGAUCUCAAAGGCUGCCUAUUGGGACGCCAAUUCAGCAAGUUACAGAUGAGGUGCCCCAAACAGUAACUUGCUAA
Molecule: messenger RNA, 1053 nt
Organism: Fusarium oxysporum Fo47
Lineage: Eukaryota; Fungi; Ascomycota; Sordariomycetes; Hypocreales; Nectriaceae
Exons: 3
Coding region: 1-1053 (350 amino acids)
Biological process (GO): tyrosyl-tRNA aminoacylation
Molecular function (GO): ATP binding; tyrosine-tRNA ligase activity
Source: RefSeq, a predicted model, not a curated record